AUGAAAUUGUCGCCGACCCGAGGCCUUCGGCGCUCGACCCACAACGGGACCAGGUCGCCCCCAACAGGCUGGGACACCACCGCGGCCCCCGCGACGCUCCCCGCAAUGAUGCCCCGCGGCCGCCGGGGCCGCCGGCCGCCCGUCUUCCUCCUGCUCACUCUCCUCCGCGAGGUCAUGCGCGGCGACCGGCCAGUGGUCACCGUGGGCCUGGUGGCCCUGUGCGUGGCCCUCCACCUGCAGGGCCCCCACCCCACGCUCUCCAUCCCCGCCAACUGCCUCUCCGCGGACGCUGUCCUGCGGCGUGGCCAGCUCCACCGCCUACUGGCCUCCGCCCUCCUGCACGUCGACGACCUUCACCUGUACUACAACAUGGUGUCCCUCCUGUGGAAGGGCCGCAUGCUGGAGCCGGUAUUCGGGCCGGGACACUUCCUGGCCCUGUGCUGCGCGCUCAUGCUGGCCACCAGCAUCAUCCACGUGUACAUGGUCCAGAUCGCCUGGGCCGCCUUGGCGGGUGCGCCACUGGCGCGGCACUUCGACCCCUCCGCCUGCGCCGUGGGCAUCUCCGGCCUGCUGUUCGCCCUCAAGGUGCUGGCCGGCGACCGCCGGAUCAACCCCUCGGCCUCUGAAUGGUCGUCCGCGCCCUACCUGGGCUUUCGCGUGCCCACGCGCCACCUGGCGUGGGCGGAGCUGCUCAUCAUUCAGUUCGUAGCACCUAACGUGUCGUUCGUCGGCCACCUCAGCGGCAUUCUGGCGGGCCUGCUAGUCAGGCCGCUGCUGUUGAAUCGGAGGAUCGGAUGGGAGGGCCUGCGGCGGGCGGCGGGAUGGUUUGUCGGGGCACCGGCGCCGCCGCGGUUCAGCGAGGCGGGUCGCCCCUCGCACGGGCCGAGGCCAGCAGGACCAUCGGGACCCCCGCGGGGGCGCAUUCCGGAAUCGUCGCGACUGCUGGCGAGCCAGAGGGCGCGGUAG
Ostreobium quekettii is the source of this 966-nucleotide messenger RNA. The record is from the annotation of a GenBank genome assembly. Lineage: Eukaryota; Viridiplantae; Chlorophyta; Ulvophyceae; Bryopsidales; Ostreobiaceae.